Messenger RNA from Puccinia graminis f. sp. tritici CRL 75-36-700-3, 513 nucleotides. RefSeq lists its product as uncharacterized. The transcript has a single exon. The coding region runs from base 1 to 513 and encodes 170 amino acids. The record is from RefSeq and is a predicted model, not a curated record. Lineage: Eukaryota; Fungi; Basidiomycota; Pucciniomycetes; Pucciniales; Pucciniaceae.
AUGAAGAAAUACAAGUUCUUCCAAUUGAACUCGCUAGGAGCAGUAGUGAACAGCAACAGCUUGGUCAGACCAAUAAAUGAUCUAUCCUCUCCGCAUUACAACCCCCUAACUCCCUUGGUGAACUCAUUUGUAGAUAAGCUAGAUUAUGCUACCAUGUGGGAUAAUUUUGAGUGUGUCUCAAAAUUCCUCCGUAACCAAGAAAAACCAAUCUUACUGGCCCUCUUUGAUUGGGAGAAAGCAUACCAGCAAAUACCGACUGCUAAAUCCCAAUGGGCCUACCUCAUGGUACGCGAUUUCAAUUGGGGUAUUCUGAUUGAUACUAGAAUAGCCUUUGGAGGUGUGGCAGGAUGCGGCUCAUUUGGCAGACCAGCAGACGCAUGGAAGGACCUCAUGCUACACAAAUUCAACCUGAUCACUGUAUUCCGUUGGGUAGACAAUAAUCUGUUUGUAAAGCAUCGAGACUGCUGUAACAAUGGAGCAGAUUGUUGUGCAAUCAGAGAAAUUGGGAGUUAA